AUGGCUAUGCUCAUUAGAACUUCAGUGCCGAAGCUAAGGCCGUCCUUGUUACUGAAAUGCUUCUAUGUUACUUCGUGUGCAGAGCCAUUAAAGAAGUUGUUUGACAGUCAGAAAUAUUUCACCAACUUUAAUCUGGCAGGGCGCUCAUAUCUUUCAUCGCCUAAUGUUGGACUCUUUAAGAACAGCAGGCUCAAGAAUCCCCUGGGCUUGAUCCAAUUUAGUGAAGAAUCGCUCUCGAAAGCUAAAGGCUUGGUCGAUAGUAUGCUUAUAGAUGCGAAAAAUACUGACAUUGGAAAGCUCACUUACAUCCGCAAACUAGAUCAGUUAAGUGAUAUACUCUGUCGAGUGAUUGAUGUUGCAGAAUUUAUCAGAGUUGCUCAUCCUAGCCAAAAAUGGGUGGAUGCAGCUCAGGAGACACAUGAGAUGAUGUUCGAAUACAUGAAUCAGCUCAACACGAAUGUUGAUCUCUACAAAAUGCUUGCCGAUAUUUUGGAUCUGGACCUUGUAAAUGAUUUAGGUACAGAAGAGAUCGAGGUGGGCAAAUACUUGCGUCAGGAUUUUGAGCGAUCGGGUAUCGCUAUGGACCCACAGACACGCGAUAACUUUGUGGCAAUUACUCAAGAAAUCUCGCUCUUGGGCUCUGCUUUUAAUAAUGAUAUACAUACAUUGGACUCAUAUUGGUGCUCUGUACCACGUCAUGAAUUAGAGCUGGUUUCAAGUUUAUCACUAAAGAAGCGCAUUAUGGAUAUGCAGUCGAGGGCACCAAAAACUACAGAGACUGAAGUAUCUAUUCCUUUAGUUGGCACUAUUCCCUAUGAAAUUUUGAGUCACUGUCCCUCUGAGUACUUAAGAAAAAAAGUUUGGAUUGCAUUACACAAUUCUCCCAAAAGCCAAAUCAAAACUUUGAACAAUUUCAUCAAAUAUAGAGCUCUCCUAGCUAAUAUGAUGGGCUAUAAAUCGUUUUCACAUUAUCAACUAGAACACAAGAUGGCCAAAACCCCUCAGAAUGUGAUUACUUUUUUGAAAAACUUGGAGAAAAGUCUACUCCUGAAAGAAAACGGGGUUAUCAAGGAACUUAAAGGUUUGUAUGCCGCGAAAGACGAUUUCAAUCCAAAUGCUGGGGUUGAUCAAGUGUUGGAUGAAGUGAAACCGUGGGAUAGGGAUUAUCUCUUAACUCGAAAGAGUGCGAUGAACCCGCAAGAGGAGAUUGAAGAAAAUAUUUCUGAGUACUUAUCAGUCGGUACAGUGAUGAAUGGAUUGGAUAAGCUCGUUCGAAGUAUCUACAACGUGAGCAUCGUUCCUGAAAGAACCAGCAAAGGCGAAACAUGGGAUCAAAAUCAAGUCAGGAAAUUGGGAUUUGUUGAUCUCUCUACAAAUGAACAUAUUGGUUAUUUGUAUGUUGACUUUUGGUCAAACAAGGUUUUGCCCUCCCAUUUCACUAUUGUUUGUUCUCGUGAGCUUAAUGUUGACUUGGGUACAGAAUCUCAGGUCGAAAUGAAAAAUUUGGUUCAUUUGAACAAAUCGGAAGACUAUCAACUCCCUGUUAUAUCGUUGGUGUGCAACUUUCAAAUGCCAAAAACAAGCACGAUUAAGAACUUCGCUGGCUGUGACAGGGACGUCCCUACUCUUCUUUCUUUAGAGCAAGUUGACACAAUUUUUCAUGAAAUGGGACAUGCUAUUCAUUCAAUGCUUGGUCGCACAAAACUUCAUAAUUUGUCUGGAACUAGAUGUCUGACUGAUUUUGUUGAGCUUCCAUCUGUUUUGAUGGAGCAGUUCAGUAAUGAUCCUAGAGUCUUAUGCAAGAUUGCAAAACAUCAUCAAACAGGAAAGCCAUUGAGCGAGAAGUUGUUGAAACAAUAUCAAGUGAGACGUGAUAUGCUCAAGGAAUGCGAAACUUACAUUCAAUCCAAAAUGGCCCUUUUAGACCAAGUUUUACAUGAUGAGAAUAUUAUUGAUUUUUCCGACGAAGAAGCGUUCGAAAAGUUUGAUUCCACGAAAAUUUACCACGAUUUGGAAAAACAGCUUAGAGUCUUUAGUGAUGAGUAUUCCACAUGGCAUGGAAAAUUCCCUCAUCUUUUUUCAUACGGGGCGGUUUACUACUCCUACUUGUUAGACCGUGCUAUUGCUGACAAAAUUUGGUAUGGACUCUUCAAGAGCGAUCCAUGGAGCAGAGAAGCGGGAGAGAAGUUCAAAGAGAGUGUUCUCAAAUGGGGUGGAACGAAGGACCCAUGGAACUGUUUGGCAGACGCAUUGGGGGACGAAAAACUAAGAAAUGGUGAUGCCGAAGCAAUGCAGAUCAUUGGCAACUUGUAA
Messenger RNA from Clavispora lusitaniae ATCC 42720, 2313 nucleotides. Its product is annotated as metalloendopeptidase. Lineage: Eukaryota; Fungi; Ascomycota; Pichiomycetes; Serinales; Metschnikowiaceae. The record is from RefSeq and is a predicted model, not a curated record. Gene Ontology annotation, molecular function: metalloendopeptidase activity. Gene Ontology annotation, biological process: peptide metabolic process. Gene Ontology annotation, cellular component: mitochondrion.